Sphaeroforma arctica JP610 is the source of this 555-nucleotide messenger RNA. RefSeq lists its product as hypothetical. Lineage: Eukaryota; Ichthyosporea; Ichthyophonida. The coding region runs from base 1 to 555 and encodes 184 amino acids. The record is from RefSeq and is a predicted model, not a curated record. Gene Ontology annotation, biological process: chromatin remodeling; regulation of DNA-templated transcription. Gene Ontology annotation, cellular component: histone methyltransferase complex. Gene Ontology annotation, molecular function: protein binding; transcription coactivator activity. The transcript is spliced from 4 exons.
AUGAAGAAGAACGGUGCGGGGUGCUUUACGACCGAGAACACCCUGUCCUGGAUUGAUGUGGAUGUGAGUGGUCUUAAUGGCGAUGGUCUGCCUAAGGCGCGUGCGGGGCAUUGUGCGGCUGUGGUGGGCACGAGAGUGUUUGUGUGGAGUGGCCGCGACGGCUACCGCGAGAACCACAAUAACAGCCAGGUGUGCUGCCAAGAUCUGUGGCUGUUAGAGACAGCCCCUCCGCCGAAGAGCUCUGAGUUCAGUCCUCAACGCAUCACCGCCCUGACAGUCAUUGGCCGCUGGUCGCCUGUGCCUACCGCCGAUGCCUACCGCCUGCAGAUCAUGCUGUGCCACGACCAGUCAGAGGUGUGUACGUACCAACACUCUGACCAGGUUGUGGGACGUAGGUGCUGCGGGUGUUUGGUUGAUGUAUGCAUCUUCAUGUGGGUAUUGCGCCAUUAUGAGGGUGGCGGUUUUAUGGAGCUUGGGCCAAACGGUGAGAGUGAUAGGGGUGUUGUCAUGUACGAGCGAAGCUCAUUUGAGUCCUCACACCACGUCUGCGUAUAA